CUUUCUCAAUACAUGCAUUUACAAAGAUAAAAGAACUGCAUUAAUCACUGAGUUUAAGAAAUAAUGAACGCGGGAUUCCAAGAGUUAUAUUUUAAUUGUAAUUUUCAAUUUAGAUUGGUGCUUUAAUCUAAUUUCAGUGUGAAUCUUGGAUGCACAUAUCUCUAGCAUGAAGGUCCGAUUAGGUUUUAGAAUGUUAGUUUGUAUUCUAGAAAUGCGAUGAAAAAUUAUGAUUGUUGUUAAUUUAUGACGAUUGAAGGCAUUCAUUAUUUUGAUUUCAAUCUUUAAAUGUGAUCAUGAAAUUUCGAUAGAUCAAGAGAAGCAACUCGACUUCCC
Paramecium octaurelia is the source of this 333-nucleotide messenger RNA. The record is from the annotation of a GenBank genome assembly. Lineage: Eukaryota; Ciliophora; Oligohymenophorea; Peniculida; Parameciidae.